Molecule: messenger RNA, 1681 nt
Organism: Aspergillus homomorphus CBS 101889
Lineage: Eukaryota; Fungi; Ascomycota; Eurotiomycetes; Eurotiales; Aspergillaceae
Product: amidase
Exons: 4
Coding region: 69-1565 (498 amino acids)
Source: RefSeq, a predicted model, not a curated record
CUAAGAAACCUCACCGUCUCUUCUUCACGUAUACACUCAUUCUUAGAGGUAAAAUUCUAGUCGGAACGAUGAGCGAACCGAACGUGUUGACAGCGACGGCUACGCAACUCAGUCAUCUCCUACAGUCGGGCCAAACGACUAGUGUUUAUAUUGUCAAAGCAUGUCUCGCGCAGAUAGAGAAACAUAACAGGGCUGGACUGAAGCUGCAUGCAUUGAUAUCUGUGAAUGCCGAUAAUGCUCUCGCCCAGGCAGCCGAUCGCGACCGUGAAAGGUCCCAGGGCAAGAUACGCAGUCCGCUUCACGGUGUCCCAAUUAUCUUGAAAGACGCUAUCAUCACGUCCAAAUGCCUUGAAUUGCCGACCUCAGCCGGGGCUUACGUUUUCAAAGAUACCUACGGACGACAGAAUGCAGCGGUGGUGGAUCUCCUGCUGGGCAAGGGCCUGAUCGUCAUCGGCAAGGCGAGCAUGACUGAAUUUUGUGGACUCAAGGCUACAUGCAUGACGGCUGGCUGGUCGGCCGUGAAUGGGCUCACUCAAUCUGCCUAUAUAGCAGGCGGAAUUCGCCCUGAUGACCUGUUCGUCGGUCGCUCUGGGCCAGGUGGUUCCUCCUCGGGGUCUGCGGUUGGUGUAUCUGCGGGCUUCGCGCCGUUAUCUCUGGGUACGGAGACCUCAGGGUCAGUCUGUAUGCCUGCCAACCGAGCGGGCCUGUACUCCAUCACUGCUAGUCGGGGAACACUUCCGUUGGAUGGUAUAUUCAAUUUAAGCAGGCAUUUCGACAAGUUGGGCGCAAUGGCCAAGGCACCAGAGGACUUGGCUUUGCUGAUGGAAUUGCUGAAUGGCACCCGCCAGGAGCCUUCACGGUGGAGCGAUAUCUCAGUGGGAUUCGUUGAUCCCCUCAUCUGGGACGCUUUUGACUUCCAGAAAGAACAAGAUCAAGAUGUGGAAAGACAGAUUCUCGAUGAGUACGAAUGGGCAAAAACGCAGAUCACUCAACGGGGUGGUCGAGUCGUGAAUCCAGUUGAAUUGCCGACCAUGGAAAAUCUUCGCUUCGAAGGCAAAAGCGUGAAUUACAUGGUGGCUUACCAUGAAUUCCCCAAACUGUUUCAACGCUUCUGCGCUCUUCUGGACAAUCCCAAAGUCACGUCGGUCUCAGAGCUCAUUGAUUACAAUCAACAACACGCCUCUUCUGCCCUGCCCGAACCACAUACAGAUCAAACCGAUCUUAUCGCGACACUCAACUCUUCCUUGGAUGACGAAACUGCAGCCACAGCCACGGCUCUCGCGCAACGGUUAGCUGGUCUUGACGGUAUCGAUGCAGCCCUACAGGCUAAUAGAAUUGACUUGAUCAUUAGUCCCGGGGACUGCGCAAUUUGCGCGGUCGCAGCUCUGGCUGGAUACCCUACUGCCAUGGUGCCUCUUGGCCGCUUGGGAGGUCCAGGUGGAAUGGGACAGCCUCAGGGUUUGAUGUUGAUUAGUGGGAAUGGUGGUGAGGCGAAACUGCUCCAGUUCAUGCAUCUGUGGAAAGAGGUUAUCGGUGGUUGGAAGAUCCCUCCUUUGCUGACUUGACCGUCAUACUGUCCUGGCAUUAAUGCUCUCUGCCAAACUCUUCCAGUCUACAACUAGUUGGUCUAUCGGGAUGAUUACCUCGGUAGUUUGGAAAUUUAAGAUUUGCUUAUUCCCCC